CUCUAUCGAUUACCUGAACAUGAUGCGGAGUACGAUGAGCAGUACAUGAGUGACUAUACAUCCUCAGGUGGGGGGGUUGUCACUGGAAGUGCAUCACUUGCUUCUCGGCAUCUUGUCGAUCAGACUAUUAUUACUCGUUCCCCAGCAGAUAUGCCGCUUAUUUCUAUUGCUUCACCCACACAGCCGGAACCUGUUCCUCCAAUCCUUCGAUCUGUCACUGUCACUGCUACUGCUCCACAAUCAUCUCCUCUCCUGACAAACUUAGUUUCUGGACUCCAGGAUGCAGAAAAAUCUUCUCCCACAGCAAUAUUGGCUACUGGAGUUGGUGUUGCCCAGGUGAGAAAUCUCUUUCUUUUCUCCAAUUAA
Protopolystoma xenopodis is the source of this 366-nucleotide messenger RNA. The record is from the annotation of a GenBank genome assembly. Lineage: Eukaryota; Metazoa; Platyhelminthes; Monogenea; Polystomatidea; Polystomatidae.